GGGACUUAAUCAGGCGGUGAGAAUGCGGGAACGGGGUCCUUGCAUUUGUGGAGUAGGUGUGUGGAGUCUGCUGCUAUCUCUUUGUCUGGCCUCCCUCACACAUGCACACAGAAGCCACACAGUGCAUGUGAAGGCGGGGACGUGUGAGGUGAUUGCUGCCCAUCGCUGCUGCAACAAGAACAAGAUCGAGGAGAGAUCUCAGACUGUCAAAUGUUCCUGCUUCCCUGGACAGGUCGCCGGCACUACUCGGGCCAUGCCGUCCUGCGUCGACGCCUCCAUUGUAGCUCAGAAGUGGUGGUGUCAGAUGCAGCCAUGCAUGGAAGGUGAGGAGUGCAAGGUGCUCCCAGAUCUGACAGGAUGGAGCUGCAGCACAGGCAACAAAGUCAAGACCACAAAGGUGACCCGAUAGUCCCGCCCAUGUCUAGAGGAGCGUUAGAGAACGGCGGUGGAAGUACUUACACAGCACAACAGACUUAUAAAAUCGUAAGGAAAUGGACUCUGAUGGACAUCAGUGAGGAACCAGUGAUUUUUCCUGUGGAUAUUCAAAAAACGAUGACUGCUCGCCAUCUUAAGCAGAGCUGAGUGUCCUCGGGCCUUCACUGCGAAAGACUCAGUCACCCACAAUUCUUUACUGCUUCUGAAAACAAAGUGAACUCCAACCUAAAUGGCACUUGAUUAGAUGAUGAAAAAAACAUCUUUACAACAAACUAUAUUCUUUAUCUCUCUUCUAUGGCUAAGUUGUGUUCCAUAUGCAUACUGGGAAUUGCAGAAACUUGACUCUAGACAGCUAUUCUGUAUUACAAAACUAGCUAAAAAGAGGGAGUGGAUCCAGAAUGCUUGCCUCAUGUAGUCUGGAUGACACAUUUAAAUUUAACUGUGCCACACAUGACACAUUUAAUGCUGUCAAAAUGUUUCUGAAACUGAACCUCUUCUUUAUUCAGAUUUCACCUCCAUACGAAUAUUUUACCUUAAAUAGUUUGUUGCUUACCACACAUGCCAUUUUUUAAAAUGCAGAGACAGUUUGUCAGUCUUCUCUUUGCUUUUGUUUUUUGACAGAGGACAAAAUCCUUUCAGGGGUGAGGUUAGACUAAUACCAAGUAGAUGUUACGGUAUAUUGAAAAAUGUAAACGUGUUUAAACAAAAGAAAAAAAAAAGCAGUCCAUGGAAUCAAAGGGGCUAAAAAUAAAUCGAUGCUCUAAUGGUUUUAAUAUCUGUGUUUUUAAACGCCUGUUAACCGCUAUUGAGUACAUGUGUCAGUAUUAUAUUAAAUGAAUAAAACCUUUCAAAA
Messenger RNA from Pundamilia nyererei, 1288 nucleotides. RefSeq names its product protein FAM19A2-like. Gene Ontology annotation, molecular function: receptor ligand activity. NCBI's taxonomy places the organism in Eukaryota, Metazoa, Chordata, Actinopteri, Cichliformes, Cichlidae. The transcript is spliced from 5 exons. The record is from RefSeq and is a predicted model, not a curated record. The coding region runs from base 23 to 409 and encodes 128 amino acids.